Molecule: messenger RNA, 5361 nt
Organism: Lacerta agilis (Sand lizard)
Lineage: Eukaryota; Metazoa; Chordata; Lepidosauria; Squamata; Lacertidae
Product: ATP-binding cassette sub-family A member 9-like
Exons: 39
Coding region: 351-5201 (1616 amino acids)
Biological process (GO): transmembrane transport; lipid transport
Cellular component (GO): membrane; intracellular membrane-bounded organelle
Molecular function (GO): lipid carrier activity; ATP hydrolysis activity; ATP binding
Source: RefSeq, a predicted model, not a curated record
UAUAAAGCUGUUUGUGCAAAACUCUGGGGCACAGUUUUCCUUCAGCGGUCCAGCUGUAUCAAGAAUGAUUAAGUCUUGUCAGAACAAAGAAAUCUCUUCAACUGUCCUGGGAGAAGAUUUUCGAGGGGAGGAACUAUUGGAGGACAAAAACACAAAAGAAGUUGUGAAUGGCCAUUGCUUUUUCUGGCUGCAUUUAUGGACUGAAAAGAGGAAAAGGCACAAAGAAGCAGAAAAAGUAGUUGGAGGCUUUAUAAAUCAUAUUCCCGACAAAGAAAAUACAGUUGUGCAGUUUUCUUUGAAUCCUUUGCUGAAGUUUUAGCCUAAAUUGAUUGCUUUAAGCAGGCUUGAAAAUGCAGGGACAACGCCAGAGAAACAGAAGUGUGUAUCAACAGACAAUUGCACUUUUGUGGAAAAAUAUAAUUCUGAAAUGGAGGAUGAGGAUGCAAAGCUUUCAGGAGUGGUUCUCGGUGUUGGUUCUCCUCCUCGCAUUUUUAUUAACAACCGUGUCGUUAUACUAUGAGCCAGAUCAUGAAAUACCUCAGGCAUUCCUUGGUCAACUAGAUGAUCCUUCCUUCAAUUAUACAGUAUUUAGAAUCCUGUAUACUCCAAGAACAAAGAUGGCAAUGGAAAUCAUGGAAAAAGUAAAAACCACCUCUGUCAUGAAAGGUAUAAGAGUAGAACCGGUUGAAGAUGAAAAUGCAAUGGAAGCUGCGCAAAAGGAUGAAGAAGAUGAUGAAGAAAUUGUUGGAGUUGUUUUUCAGGACAACACUUCUUAUCGACUCAGAUUUUCUUUUCCUACAGUGGUUUCUCCAAGCGCUUAUGUUGAAGAAAUAGAUCACUGUUACAACUAUACAGCAGACUAUUGUAAAAAUCCAAAAUACUGGUUCCAAGGAUUUCUAUCACUGCAGUCCAGCAUAGACAGUGCUCUUAUUGAACUGAUCACCAAUCAUUCUGUUUGGGAUGAAAUGAAAUCUAUUGGUGGCAUCCGUAUGAGAUCGUCUUCUCUUACUCCUUCAGAGACCUUAGCAAACAACUUGACCUUUCUGGCUACAGUCCUGUGCUUCUCUCCAUUUUUGUACUUCUUGUCACAAAAUGUUUCAGGAGAAAAAAGGAAAUUGAAGGAGAUGAUGAAGACAAUGGGGCUACGAGACACAGCAUUCUGGCUAUCCUGGGGUCUGCUGUAUGCUGUGUACGUUAUGAUUUUGUCCUGUCCAUUGGCAUUUCUCUUGAUGAGUUACUAUUUGACUGCAAGCACCUUUCCUGCAAUAUUCUUUCUGCUCUUCCUUUAUGGCAUAUCAUGUAUAUGCUUCUGCUUCAUGGUCAGUUCCCUCCUAAAGAAGCCUAGGACCACUUCAUUCGUUGUCUUCCUCUUCAUGUUUACUUUUGGAGCCAUCAGCAUUGUUCUGUUGAUCAAUUUAGUUCCCGCAGCUUUGAAAUGGACUUUGAGUGUCUUCUGCCCCUUCGCCUUUGGUGCUGAACUGUCAAAGAUUAUCCACAUUCAAAAAUAUGGAGGAAACUUCACCUUGUCUAGCCUAAUGCAUGAACCAUGCACAUAUAUCCUGGUUUUUGACGGUGCUUUAUAUAUGUUGCUGGCCCUCUAUUUUGACAAGGUCAUACCUGACAAAUAUGGCGUGCCCUAUCCUCCCUUCUUUUUCCUGAAGAAGUCCUACUGGUUUAAAUCAAGAGGAAGCUAUACCAGCACUGCUCUUACAAAUGAACCAAGCCAUGGUAAUAUCUUCAGUGACAAUGCUGAGCUUGUGCCUCCUGAAUUUGAUGGAAAGGAAGCCAUUAGACUAAAUAACAUUAAAAAAACUUACAAAGCGAGGAGCGUGGAAACAGAAGCUUUGAGAGGCUUGUCCUUGGAUAUUUAUGAAGGUCAAAUCACUGCAGUUCUGGGUUGUAGUGGAGCUGGGAAAACGACACUGCUAAACAUACUCAGUGGACUUCUGAAGCCAUCUGAUGGCUCCGCCACCAUCUUCAAGUACAAUAUAUCAGCAAGGGAAGAUAUGGAACACAUUAGGGAAAUAAGUGCUGUGUGCCCACAGUUCAACGUGCAAUUUGAAUUCUUAACGCUGAAAGAAAAUUUAAGGACUUUUGCUAAAAUAAAGGGGAUUCCAAACAAUGAUGUUGAGAAUGAGGUGCAAAAGCUAGUGACUCUCUUGGAUCUCGAUGCCAUUCAAGACACCCAAGCUAAUCGUUUAAGUGGUGGGCAAAAGCGGAAGUUAUCUCUUGGGAUUACUUUCUUGGGAGAUCCACAGGUCUUACUAUUAGAUGAACCAACUGCAGGGCUGGAUCCUUAUUCUAGACACCAAGUGUGGGCCCUCCUGAAUGAGCGCAAAGCAGGUCGAGUGACUCUGCUCACUACUCAGUUAAUGGACGAAGCUGAUAUUCUUGCUGACCGGAAAGCAUUUAUCUCUCAUGGCAGGCUGUCUUGUGUUGGUUCAUCUUUAUUCUUGAAGAAAAAAUGGGGUGUUGGCUAUCAUUUAAGGAUGCAUGUAAAUGAGUUGCAUGACCCCGAGAGGACAACAUCCCUGGUCAAGCAAUACAUCCCUGCUGCCAAAUUAUCAGGACAACAUGAAAAUGAGCUGAGUUAUACCCUGCCCUUGGAAAACGUGGAUAAAUUUCCAGAUCUGUUCUCUGACAUGGACCGCCAGAAAGAACUGGGUAUUGUUAAUUAUGGGGUUACCAUGACAACUCUGGAAGAUGUCUUCUUGAAGCUGGAGGGAAAUGAAAUGAUUGAUGAAAAAGAGGGGCCAAAGGGUGCUGGUGAAAUGGAACAGGAUCUGCUAUUGCUCUCAGACACGGGAAAGGCAACCAUAAGAGGAUCAGAACUCUGGAGGCAACAAGUUUGCGCCAUAGCAAGAAUGCAAUUUUUAAAUCUCAAGCGCGAGAGCAAACUCUGGGGAACACUACUGCUCCUUUUUGGAAUUAUACUAGCACCUAUUGUCAUCCAGGUGAUGUUAUAUGCUCUUUGGGGGAGCCUGCAUUGUGCGGAGCUACAUCCUGGGCUUUAUUUUGAGCCAGGAAAGGAGUCUUUCAGAGGGUCUGCUGGACUUCUGAUCCUUAAUGAUACAGGUGCAAGCAUUGACAAUUUCAUCCAAGCAGUGAAGAAUCAGAAUGUCCUGGUAGAAGUUGUCUCUGGCAAAAAUGUCAGUGACCAACUAGUGCACAAUGGGGCUAUAAAGGUAGCCCUUGAAGACAAGAAAUACAGAUUCACACUUAUGUGCCACAUGGAAGUGACCAAUUGCUUUCCGGUGCUUGUCAACAUCAUCAGCAAUGCACGCCUGCGAAUGUUAAAUUCCGCUGCCCAUAUUCGAAUCUGGAGUCAUAUAUUUCUAUUUCAAUUUAGUAGCAAACAGCUAUGGACGUUUUUCAGUAACUUGUGCUUGUUUGGGGUAAUUGUAUACCCUACCUUUCCAGCACAUUUUGCGAUGAUGAGCAUUCGUUACUACAAGAUAAAAACUCGUUCUCAGUUGCGGAUCUCAGGACUCUUUCCUUCUGCCUUUUGGUGUGGAUUAGCUCUGGUGGACGUCCCUCUGCAUUUAAUUAUCCUCCUCCUGCUGCUUUGGCCGUGGCUCAGACUAUUAGACAUUGUGGGACCUCAUGGCCAUACCAUCACAAUUUUUUGUUUGGUGUCAUUUCUGUUUGGCUACAGCACGUCGAUGGUCUUAUUCCUAUAUGUAAUUGCCUUUGUGUUUCGCAACAAAUGGCAUACUAGCAGUUUUUGGUCAUUCAUCUUAAUCUUGGUGAACGUGCUUGCUAUGAUUAUUGGAAUCCUUGGACAUUCACAUUAUGCACAUUAUCUACUAACAUUAAUUCUUCCCCUGUUUCCAGUAACAGGAUUUAUAUUAGCUUUCACAUGGUCAUUGACUGAAUGGUCUUAUGAGGAAGACGCAUCAAUAUUGAUCUGGGUGGCUUCUGUUAUGCCUUACUUCCACAUUUUGGUCCUCAUUCUUUUACUUCGCUGUCUGGUGGCGAAAUAUGGCAGGCCAGUUAUGAGAAGAGAUCCUGUGUUUAGGAUUUCUCCACAGAGAAAGGGCAGCCAUCAGAACCUGGAAGAGGCCAGUCAGGGCGAUGAUAGAGAUGUUCAAGACGAAAGGGCAAGAGUUCAGAGUGCACUGGCCUCUGCAAAUCAGGAAGAGAGACCAGUCAUCCUAGUCAGCAACUUGCGCAAAGAAUACAGAAGUGAGAAGGCUUGUUCCUGUGGCAAGAAAACCAAGACGCUGGGAAAAGUGGCCACCAAAAGUGUCUCCUUCUGUGUUAAAAAAGGAGAAAUUUUGGGGCUACUUGGACCCAAUGGAGCUGGUAAAAGUACAACAAUGAAUAUGAUAACAGGAGACACAGAUCCAACAGCUGGACAGGUCCUGAUGAAAGGAGCUGAUGCAGCUGCAACGGAAGAAAAUGCUGUCGGUUUUCUUGGCUACUGUCCCCAGGAGGAUGCCCUCUGGCCCAGUCUGACUAUUAAAGAACAUCUGGAGAUUAAUGCAGCUGUGAAAGGGAUGCAGAAAGAUGCAGCUGGUGUAGCUAUCAGUCGAAUAGUUCACGCGCUAGAACUCCAGGGCCAUUUGAAAACGGCAACUAAGGCAUUACCCGCUGGACUGAGAAGGAAAUUAUGCUUUGCCCUGAGCAUGCUGGGCAAUCCUGCAGUGAUGCUAUUAGACGAACCAACAGCAGGAAUGGAUCCCAAAGGAAAGCGCCAGGUGUGGAAAGCAAUCCUCACUGCACUGAAGGAGAAAGAACAAGGAGCCAUUUUGACAACUCAUCACAUGGAAGAAGCUGAGGCAGUGUGUGACAGAGUAGCCAUCAUGGUGACUGGACAGCUCAGGUGUCUUGGUUCUAUUCAGUAUCUGAAAAGCAAAUUUGGCAAAAAUUAUUUGCUCCAAAUAAAAGUUAAGGGAGUGGACCAUGGAGAGCUUCUGAAUACUCAUAUUCUUCAGAUCUUCCCACAUGCAGCUCGUCAAGAAAGGAUAUCCACUUUGUUGGCCUACAAGAUCCCAAUGGAAGAUGCGCUGCCUCUAUCAAAGGCCUUCUCCAUGUUAGAGGAAGCUAAACGAAGCUUCAGCUUUGAGGAGUACAGCUUUUCUUUGAACACCUUGGAGCAGGUUUUCCUAGAACUUGUCAAAGAGCAGGAACGUGAUUGUUUCGAGCCGUCUCUCAGCACAGCCUUUGAAUGGCAACAACUGCAGCAGGCUGGUGUUUGAGUAAGUGCUGGUCCCUUGAAACAAGAAGGAUCUAGCAGCCCGUCUCUGAAUAAUGUCUUGUCUCCUUUGGCAAGUGAUACUGGAGUCCAGCCUCUUGACGGGAGGACUUUACAUGUACUGUAUAUUCUGGCGUAUAAGACUACUUUUUAAUCCAGGAAAA